Caenorhabditis elegans is the source of this 5232-nucleotide messenger RNA. It is a transcript of the gene sos-1, whose product is annotated as Son of sevenless homolog. Gene Ontology annotation, molecular function: protein heterodimerization activity; guanyl-nucleotide exchange factor activity. The record is from RefSeq and is marked reviewed. Lineage: Eukaryota; Metazoa; Nematoda; Chromadorea; Rhabditida; Rhabditidae. The transcript is spliced from 19 exons. Bases 13 to 4494 code for a protein of 1493 amino acids. Gene Ontology annotation, biological process: small GTPase-mediated signal transduction.
AUGGUCAUAUAAAUGAGCAUAAUGAGCAUAUCACUGCACUCGGCAUCAUCGGAUACGGUCUCGUUGACCAGCCGACGAACAAUAUCAACUAGUAAGCAUUGGGCGGCUAUUUUUGAUGAAAGAAUUUAUCAGAUAUGCAAUAUCGUACAUCCUGGCCUCCCGAUUGACAAUGCUGCAGUUGAGCACAUUCGAUAUUUUUUGCAAAGUAUCGUUUUUGAGCUCAUCGAAGCACGUGCCACAAGUGUCGUCGAAGUGGACAAAACUGCGAAAAAGCUGUUCGCAUUCGGUCUGCAGACUGUUUGUAAAGAAGCCUGGGACAACAUGCACCAACAACUCCAAAAGCACAAAUAUCAAAAAGCCCUGAAAACAGUUCUAGAAAGCCAACAUCGCCUGGCAGCAGUCAUCAAAGAAACACUUGGACCACGAGAAAAAGAGAAAAAAGAUCGAGAAAAGAAGGAAAUCGAACGUAUCGCAUGCUAUAUUUAUUAUGCAUGUGAAAGUGUUACUGAAGAUGUGCUCAGGCUGACUGGAAAUUAUGUGAAAAAUAUUCGAAAUAGUGAGCAAAAGAUUACGAUGGCUAAUCUUGAUGUGGCGAUGAACGGGGAUAAGGCCCUAAUGGAGCUCCGAACAAAACUUCGAAACGAGGAGGAAGCCGAAUCUCCCGGCGGUUUUGGUUUUCUAUCGGAAUUUGAGGAAUUUGUUGCCGAAGAGACUGAAGAAAAGACCCUAUCGAAUAGUCAGACAUAUGAAUCAGUAGCUGUUGAUUUUUUGAGAGAUGAGAGACGAUUUAUUCGUGAAUUGAAUAGGAUUAAUGUAUUUCGACGGAGAAUCGAAUCGGUUGCGGCGACGGAUGUUGAUAAGCAAAUCGUGUGCAACCUGUUCGGAAAUCUCACUGAGAUCCACGAUCUUGCUCUGAAAAUCGAACGAACCCUCGAAGAUGCCAUCGAGCUCAGCGAUACUCAAUGUAUUGGAAUGGGAAUUUGGGAGCACGGAGAAGCUUAUGAAUUCGAUACCUAUACAUUCUAUAUAAGAAGAGAUGGUGGAGAAAUGAAUGAGACACGACACGCGACAUAUGUGAUUAAUGAUAAUAUUAAAGCAUUGCUGGAAAGUGAACGAUUCGCCUCGUUAUUCCAAUCGGGAGAACAUUAUUUGGGAAGCUCGUUGGAUGGACAAAGUUUUCGAUUAGCUGUACAAUAUGUGUUGCCUCAGUUGUUGCAUAUUCCCAUUUUUCAUAUUUAUCAGUAUCAUGAGUAUAUUACUCGCCUCCACCAACUCAGUUCCAGUGAAGAAGAUCGUCGUGAUCUGAAUGAUUGUCGUUCAGCAUUCGAACGUGUCGUUGGAUGUGUAUCCGAUAUGUCUCCUGAAUUGAAAACUAAAAUCACACAAUUUCUGGAUCAGCAGGCAAAAAGUGAAAAGAUUUAUAAUGUGAAAAGACUGAAUGAAAUUCAAUCGUCAAUUGAUGGAUUUACCGGUAGUCCGAUUGGAAAAACGUGCAAUGAAUUGGAAAAAGACGGUGAUCUGGGAAUGAUUCGGCCAUCUCUUCAAUUUUCAAGUGAAAUUACGAAGAAUAAAAAGUGGAAAACGGAAAGAUUCGUCUACAUCUUCGACCAAAUGAUAGUGCUCUGCAAACGACACCGGAAUACACUAAAAUUCAAAGAUCGCCUAGCCGUUCAUUCGAUCGACGUCUUUGAUAUUCCAGAUUCCGAAGUCACAAAUUGCUUUAAAAUCGAAUCACACGACAAAUCAAGCCUCCCCAAAAUCUAUCAUUUUGUGUGUAAAAAUCCCGAAGAAAAACGCCAAUGGAUGGCUGUUCUGGUGAAAGUGACGACGAAAAGCGUGCUCGACAGAAUUCUAGACAAUCACGAAAAGGAAGAGGCAAAGAGGAUCCCACUUGUCGUGCCAGGACCCGAUCAGUAUCGAUUUUCAGAGCCAGAUACAGAGGAUAACAUUUCUUUCGAGGAUUACACGUCGAGCAGUGGUAUCCCUGUGAUAAAGUGUGGAACUGUUCUGAAGCUGAUUGAACGACUGACAUAUCAUUCUUAUACGGAUAGCAAGUAUAUUCUGACAUUUCUCAUCUCAUAUCGGUCAUUUUGUACUCCGAAUGAUUUGUUUAGUCUUCUUCUCGAACGAUUUAAUAUUCCAACUCCUAAGAAGCUUCAACAACCGAAACAAGGUGGCGGUCCACUAGCUGGUCGUUAUGAUACUGUCCAAUCUCAUGGACUAUCCGCAAUUUCUAGUUCAUCAUGUAUCAAUCCACUCUGCGAGCAGAAAUUCCGAAAAGAGUUCCAACAACCGAUUCAGCUCCGAGUUUUGAGUGUCAUCAAUCAAUGGGUCAAACUUCAUUGGUACGAUUUCCAGUGUGAUCCUGUACUUCUAGAUGCUCUUGAACUAUUUCUGAAUAGAUGUUGUGAUCCGAGGGAAGGGCUCAGUAAACAGCAUAAGAAGUUUUGCAAGACGAUAUUGGCGUUGAUUGAGAAACGAGUCAAGAAUCCGCCGGGAAUCAUGCAACAGCCGAAUGAGAAUGGGGAUAAGGGAGCCGCUGAUGAGGGUCAUGUUAAUAGUGCAUUUGUGUUUGGUGAUGAUCAACAACAUCCGCCACAACAUCAAGUGUAUACUAAUGAGAGUCCCAAGGAGACCAAUCAGGUUCUCUGGCACACUGCUCAAAAAGGAGACGUCGAUCAUUACGAUCUGCUCACACUGCAUCCAAUCGAAAUUGGAAGACAGUUAACUCUGCUUCACUCCGACUUGUACCGAGCUAUUCAGCCGAUUGAGCUCGUCGAAGCCGCGUGGACGAAAGCUGAGAAAUGGAGGAAAAGUCCGCAGUUGUUGAGAUUAACCGAUCAUUCUACACUGUUAACCUACUGGGUAUCCCGAUCAAUAGUGGAAACGGAAUCCCUCGAAGAACGUAUGGCAAUGUUCAACAGAGUACUUGAAGUGAUGUCAGUAUUCGAAGAACUUCAUAAUUUCACGGGUCUAGUCGCCUUCUACUCUGCACUCAAUUCUUCGUGUAUUUUCCGAUUAAAAUGGUGUUGGGAUGGGUUGGAUAACGAGAAGAAGAAGUGUUUCGAUCGAUUCAAUACACUUUGUGAACGGCGUUGGCAAGAAAUGCAGAAACGUCUCAGUUCGAUUAAUCCCCCGUGUAUUCCGUUCUUCGGUCAUUAUCUUUCCAAUAUUUAUUUUUUGGAGCAAGGUAACAGCACAUUUGUCAACAAGUCACCACCACAUGGUGCUGCCGGUGCACAAAAACAGCAGAAGGACGAUUUGAAGGCAUCGGAUCCCGAGAAUUCAAACAAGCAAUUCAAGCAACUGGUAUCAUUUCUGAAGUUGCGGAAAAUUUCGAAUGUGAUCCGUGAGAUCCAGAUCUUCCAGGAUCAACGGUACUCGCUGACGUUGGAGCCGACGAUUCGACAAUUCUUCGAGUCAAUAAACCCAAAGAAUGAUUUCAAAAGCAAUGAGGAUUUGGAAGAAUACCUCUACAACAAGUCACUCGAGAUUCAACCAAAAGGCCUCGACACGCCAACGGCAGAAUUGAAGCCAAAGCACAAUGCCUCAACACUCCGUUCUCCUGGAGUAAAACCGCCGAAAGCUGCAGGAAAUCACUACUCGGCGAAUCAUCCGAUCGGACUUCAUCUUCAUUCUCAGAAUUCGCAUUCGGCACCACACGCAAUGUCAAGCCAGUCGAGUACGGUGCCAAAUACUCCACUCAGCGCACAUGAGACGAAGAGAAGCUUGUCACAUAAUCAGGACGAUGCUCCUCUCCAACAAUUUGUCGAUAUUCGAUUUGAGAGAAAGGGGACGCAUCCGAAAAUUCCUGUCCUCCAACCGCCACCACUUCUUCCACGUUCAUCACGAGCCAAUCAAAGUAAUUCGGUCUCACUGCCACCUACUACACAAGCUCCAAUGCCACCAGCUCCGAAGAGUUCUGGAAUGAUGAGCACUGCGACGAGUCCGACGACACUGACGACGACGACGACUCCUAGCUCUGCAGGUGGACCACCACCGAAGCUUCAUCCAAGACGUAUGACACAGCAGCCGAUGUCUCCGUUGGCAAAGUCUCCGUUGACUCCUUCUAGAGACAACUCAUCACCAUCGGCCUUCCAAUUUCCCGUUGUCUACGAAGCAUCAACAGCACCACCACUUCCACCUCGUCCAUCUACAUCGUCAGAUGUGUCGUCAUCUCCCAGCACAUCUGGAUCCACAUCGUCAGCUACCAAAGAAAAUCAAGAACAGCUCCGAGUAAUCUUCGAUCGCGAAGAAUCACAUUCUCCAACCGUCCGUCUUUCUGUGCCCCUUCCACCAGCUCUUCCUCCACCGAGAGGAUCUUCCGUGUUCCGGGCGCCACCACCACUUCCACCAAAAUCAAACCGUCACAACAGCAACAGUCCAACACUUUCUUCGGAGCAACCUUUCGAAGAUCCAAUGUCUCCAUCGAUUUUCGUCAACACUCCACCACCGCCGUUGCCACCAAAGACUUACAGAAGCUCUAAUAAGUAGAAACGAGCAGAGCCCAUCUCAUAUCUCGAAUUCCCCCCCCCCCCCCCCCCAAUAUGUACACAGAUUUACCGCCCCUCUCCCCCCAACCUUUAACGGGACCUCAAAAUUCUGAUAAUGCGUAUUGUGCACCAUAUUUGACGCGCAAAAUAUCUCGUACCAAAAACUACAGUAACCCUUUAAGCGAUUACUGUAGCACUGAUGUCGAUUUACGGGGCUCGAUUUUCGAAAUGAUUUUUUUCGAAUUGUAACAGCGAAUCGAUAAAUCGUUGUCACUAUUCGAAAAGAAAUUCAUUUCGAAAAUCGAGUCCCGUAAAUCGACAUCAUCGCUACAAUAGUCAUUUAAAGAGUUACUGUAGUUUUCGCUGCGAGAUAUUUGGCGCAGUACGCAUUCUCAUGAUUUCGUGUUCCCAUAAUACUUUGUCUUAUUUUGAUUCUCCCUAUGGCCAUCAAUCCACCAAAUCCAAUACACCCGAUCUCAUAGUUUCCAGAAGAAGUUCCAAAAAAUAUUUUGAGAUUUCCGUCCCCCCCACGCAAACACACACACACAUAAAACCAAACCCGUUAUAUUCCUGUGAUAAGCAUCAACACAUCAUCCUCAGAAAACGUUUUCUUUCCUGAUUAAUUUGUUUUUCUUUCGAAUUUUCUUGUCUGGUUUCAUUUUUUUUUCAUUUUUUCAUUGAAUUUUUAUUCUAUUUUCUAUUUUUCAUUCCUCAAAAGUAAAUAGUUAAAUAAUUUUAA